Molecule: messenger RNA, 8000 nt
Organism: Bombyx mori (domestic silkworm)
Lineage: Eukaryota; Metazoa; Arthropoda; Insecta; Lepidoptera; Bombycidae
Gene: lilli
Product: AF4/FMR2 family member 3
Exons: 21
Coding region: 652-4035 (1127 amino acids)
Biological process (GO): regulation of gene expression
Cellular component (GO): nucleus; super elongation complex
Source: RefSeq, a predicted model, not a curated record
AUCGAAGUGGUUAUUGGGAACGUUUACAACAUAAUAGAGAGCAUUAGUCCGAUCCACUUUUGACAUCAUUAUCUGUGUAGUCGAGUGACGAUAACCUGCUAGCGGUGUGUUGGUCGCUCCCGCCCCGCCUCGAGCCAGCGGCAGUCGCGCGCGUCCUCGUCUGCCGUGUGGUCGUGUGCUCAGUGCGCUGCGCAUGCCUUCACUCCAUCUGCCUACAAGGGUACACUUGGAGAACUCGCUUUUGGCGGGUUUUCGCACGGACGUGAGCGGCGAAUGUGAUGCGCUUUACGAUCGGACACGGAAUGUGUGCGUGCUGCCUAUUGUAUGUGUUUGCGCGUCACAGUGAAAUCCGCGACGAGGACUGUCAGUGAUCACUUGGAUUGCAGUGUUGGAUCUUAGGAUAUAAACGGAGGCGGCCUACUCUACGAUUUUAAUAAAUUUUUUCUGUAUCGCUCGUUGAAUAUUUGAAAAUAAUAAAAAAAAACACUAAAAUGUUCGUACGCGGCGUUGAUUAACAGCGAAUUUUUAAUUGUGUGUACUUAAGAAACGUCAUUGUGUUGUGUAUGUAUAGUGUGUAAAAUACUUCAUAAGUGUGUGUAUGCAAAACGUGAAAUAUUUAGAAUAAUAAGUAUUAAACAAGAUACCAGUGGUAUGCAUAUGUUGUGUUAUGAAAGGCCUGGUGUUACCGCCCUGAACGGAUCUGUUGGGUACGACAAGUGGGACCGGGACAGGGGCGGGGGCGGAGGCGCGGGCGGCGCGACCGGCGGCUCGUGGGCGGGCCGCGACCGCGAGCGCGACCGCGAACGAGAGCGGCAGGCUCGCGCGAACCAGAUGUCGCAGGCGCAUGCCGCCGAGCCGGACGCCUCCUCACUAUUCUCGGCGCCCAUCAGGGUGACUGGAAAUCGGGAUCGAGUCAGCCAGCAGAUCCAGACGAAACUCGGCGACUACCAUCUAGCGCAAUGCUUCAUCGACGACCCGAGCAAGUCAAUCGGCAUCUGCGCCGAGCCCCCCAGUCCUGCUCCAUGUCCACCGUCGAGGAGGGAGAGCGAGUUUAAGAAGCCAGCUCACACUAUGGUGGCACCGCAAAAUGGUCGCGUUCACCAUCGGCCGCACCCUUACAACAAGAACGACGGUUCCAAUCCCACUGCACAAGCUCAUCGGCCACCACCAUUGAGGAUACCAAACGGCUUACAACCCAACAUCGACAGCAGUCAACCGCCAAUAGAAAGUAUUUUAAAGGAAAUGAAGUCGAUACCAACACCCCUCUCGGUGAUAGCGGCGACGCCGAGGAAAGAAGCCGAAAACAAAUUCAUUUUUAACCCUCACACGAAUAAGGUCCAAGAGAAUCCCGUGCAGGAAAUCAAAACACCCCUAACAAAACCUGGUUUAGAUAAUCGGUUACCGAAUUCCAGGAGUUCAGUGUCGCCUGACGUUGUUAACAAGGACCUUGGUUUGUCGGAGAGUGACGAUGAAGUCGCCGCAGCAACGCACACUCUUGGACCGCCCAUAUCACCGAUGGGAUCGAACAGUCCGACUUCGGGCAGUUCGUCCCCAUCCGACUCGGAGUCGGAGUCCUCGUCGACAGAGUCGAGCGUGUUGGCGGCCGCGACGACCCCCGCCACCUCGGAGCUCCCCGCGGCCCCCGCACAGAGCGACUCCUGGAGCCUUGUCAACUUCGCCCCUCCCCCCGCCCAACCCCCGGACAACAACUACGAAACGGGCAAGGAAUUGAGACAUGCCUUGGCCGAUGUCAAGGGAAAGAGUCCAAUAUCAGAGAUGUCGGACUCGGAAACGUCGUCGCCCUCUCCCGGCGCCGGACGGCGGGCGCGGUCCCACACGAACAACAGGAUGUCGGCCGCUUCAAGCGAUGACGAUACCCCUCAUCAUUCUUCGACGUCACCACGCGUAACGGCGUCGGGGCCCCAGAAACGAGGGCGACCCCCAAAAACGCGAGGCUCCGACGAACGGCCUGCGAAGAAGAGACGCGGCCGUCCCCCUAAGGCACGCGCCCCCUCCCCCGCGGCUGGAGCAUCGCCCGCCGCCGCUCCCUCCCCGCCCCCCGCCGCCCCGCCCGCGCCUGACAGCGACGUCGAGCCUGAUCUGCCGCAUCAUCACCAUGCACAGACAGACACCAAGACACACAUUUUCCGCAGAGUCUUCACCCCGAGAAAGGUUGAAGAAGGUGGAGGCAAGGGCGGUAAAGGAGGAAAGGGAAAGGGAAGCAAAGCUAAACCUCAAGUGACGAUCAUUGAAGCGACCGCGCCCGAGUGCUGCGCCGACGACGAGGAGCGGAGGCGGAGGGAGCGGUCCUGCGAGAGGAGACACGAUGAGGCGCUCGCGAGAGUCUCCCCUCCGCGAGUCGUGGAGCCGCUGGCUCGCGUCCGGGACGAACGGUCUCCGUACCGAGCCGACAGACACCUACUCGACCGGCCGCUUAGCGAACGACUCGCAGACCGGCUCGCGGCCGAGCGGGCGGCCGACCGACAUCGGGACCGGAUAUCCCGAGAGCGGACUCCCGUCGAGCGCGCCCCGCCCGAGCGACGCUCCCACGAGCGACUCUCCGAUCGGACGGAGCUCGACCGGACCUCCGCCGAGCGUAUCAACUCCGAGCGACAGGCGACCCGCGACCGAUCCACGGAGCCGUCCAUCCAGCCUCGGUUGUCAGCGGACAAAUUACCGUACGACCGGCUGUCGGUCGAGAAGCCGACGCACGACCGACCGUCAACGGACCGAACGCACGACCGAAUGCCAACGGACCGGACUCACGACCGGACGACAACGGACCGGACACACGACCGAACACCGACCGAGCGAACGUCGCACGAGCGGCUCGAGAAACCGUCCCGGAUACCACCGAGUCGGAUAGACCGGCUCACGGAGAGUAAAACAUCAAUAGAGCGGCUGGCGGAGAGCAAAACCGCGAUAGAGAUAAAGCCGGAGCCGGAACGCGUCACGGAGCGUGAGGUCAAGCGUGAGGUCCAUCGCGAGGUGCAAGUGGAGCGAGUCGAGCGGUACGUGAAAGCUGAGGCUGACGUCGGCUCUGGACUCAAGCGGCCCUCCGAGGAGCUCUGUUCUAACGUGGCUGAGCGGCGUCGGUCCCGGUACGUGGUCCGCAUCCCGCUGAGCCGUCUGCGCAUGGAGGUGGUCCGAGCGCUGAACCGUCCGCAGCCCCCCGUUAAACGGCUGCUCACUCCUCAUGUCGAACAGGGCGGCGAGGUGGCCAACAACCACGAGCGGUCCAGCACCGCCCCUGAACAAACUCCAAUCUACUUCUCGUACUUCGAGAGACUUCCGGCCGACGCUCUCUCCGACGAGGAGAAGGAUCACAAAUAUUACUUAGUAGAAGCGAAGAGGCUCAGGAGCGCGGCGGAAGCGGAACAGGAUCCAUUGUCCCGAGUGAUGCUGUACCUAGAGUCGGUUCUCUGUUUCGUCCUGACCGGUCGGGUCCUUGAGCUGGAGUCCGACACCAAAGGCGCCUUCACGAUAUACCGAGAGACAAUCGAGUACAUCAAAUCGAUACAUUCGAUGCCCCAGCGCUUCAGGGCCUCCCCUCACGAUACAUUCAACAAACUCGAUAUACUCAGCCUCCGAGUACAGGCUCUGCUCUACCUGCGAAUGUUCAAAAUGUACAAUCGUGAAGUCAAGGAAUACAAUAAGAUAGUUCACGAAUAUCAGCAAAAGGUGAGUAAGCCGGCGCUGGCGGAGUCGGUGUCGCCGCUGUCCCCGUCCCCCUCCCCCGCGGGGUCCGUGGGGUCGGUGGGGUCGGCCUCGUCCGGGUACUGCUCUCUCGCUCACUCCGUGCCCGCGCAUGCGCACCAAGCGUUACUGCUGCUCACUAAGUACUACGCCUUCCUGUACGUGGCGCACGACCUGUGGGAGCAGGCCGACGGACUCUGCAGGCUCAGGGCGAACCAAGAUCUUUUCAUAGCGGUGGAUCGGAAGUGCGGUCCUCUGUCUCUAUCUUCGACGUUUAGGCACCUCGUCCAGUACGUGCGAUAUGCGAUAUCGCUGCUGAAGAACGCUCAGAGGGAGUGACUACACGCCUGCCGCCCCUUGUGUCGGCGCGCACAUGUAUGACGCACGAACAGACAAUCGAACUCUCUGCUAUAUAUGUACAUAUAGUGUAUAAACAAAAAUUAAUAAUAAAAAAAAUAUAUAAAAACAGGAAACGUCAAUGAAACAGAUAGGUCGCUUGUUUCGUAAGUUGUAAAGUUUUUUACGUGAUAAAAUUUUAAAGUUUUACGAUUCGGUACAAAGAGAGCAAUAAAUAAUAAAUAAUAAUACGUGUUGAACGUCUGUGUUGGCAAUACUAAGUGUUAUUAUAUGUGUUGUCAUUUAAUAAUUAUAAUAAUAAUAAUAAUGCCAAUAAAAGUUUUAAGAAUUGUUGUAUCACAUUUUUUUUUUAUUCGUAUUAUUUAACUUACACAUGUGCAAUGAACUGUCAAACAACAUCACACGGUGCGUUUAUGUAUACAUUUUUUUUUUUCGACGUCUUAAUAUUUGGUCAGACAAAGAAACGUUGGUGAAUGAAUUAUUCGAAUGAACACUGUGAUAAGAAAUCUAUACAUUUUGAAUCUAUCGAUAUCGAUAAUGAAUUUGUAUCGAUUUUUUUAUGCGAGACUACCCUCGCGUAUUCACAUCACUAAAGCAACGACUGUGAUAACGUGUUAUCGAUAUCGAUAAAUCGAACGCAACGGUCUGGACAAAAUAAUUUAUAUUCAAUAUCAUUGUUUAAAAGUAUCUAUUUAUUUUUAAAAACAUAUACAUCACAAAAUGAAAGUCAAUUUGGAACAAUUAUCAGUAUAUUUUAGCUCGUACUCUUCUUUGAAAUCCUAUUGAGGUUAAAAGAAUUCACGUGUCGAUAGUACUCCCGGUCGCAUAAUAAUCGAUUAAUAAACUAUAUAUAAUCGGAAACUCGCAUUCGUAACUCCCCGAAUAUCUAUGACCAAUAUGAAUAUUGUAAAUCUGUAAAUAAGCUUCGUUGCCUAGCAACGGAUGACGUCGGACACCCACAGACUAUAAAUACGUGAUAGUGUCAUCAUAUCUUAAGCGUUUUUGUUUUGUAGUCGGUACCCGUACUGGUUCUUCGGGAUCAUUUAUACAAGACAGUUCGAGCGUGGGCCAAAUAUCGAGUAUAUUCUUAAUAUCUUAACAUGUAAGGGAACACUUUUAGAAUUUCGCAAAAAGAUUUUUCUCGUGUAUUUUAAUUGUUUUCGCUUCGAUUUUAGCGCGUGAACGUAGCAUUGUUUGUUUAUAUAUUAUUCGAGUAGUUUCCGCUUGACGAAGGCAGUCGUAUCGUGUCGGGAUUGUACCAAAUUCAAACCCAAUAUAAAACGCUAAUUGAUGUUCGGAACGUAAGUUCAGAUACAAAUAGUUACAAAUUCAAAUGGAUUUUUUUUUAUCAACUCAAAUCCGAAGAGGAAUUGCUUGAUUUACAAUUUACAUCACAGAACAAAUUGUUCGAACAAUGAAAACGUAUGCAUAAAUAUUUUUAACGUACACAUACAUAUCAAAUUAUUUAUUUAUUUUACUUUCGUGGUCAUCAUAUUUGAUAAAAAAAAAAUUUUUUUUUUCAUAUCUGUACUAAACUAUUAUUUUAUCACAAUCAUUUACGUGUCUUGCUAGAUUAAAUUAAAAUAAACAAUAUAUUUAAAAAUCGAUUACCCUACUACAUGAUACUUUGAUUAUUAUUUUUUAAAUUAAUGUGAUUUAAAUUAAUUUCCAACGACAAUAAUACUCUGUUAGAAAUGCUAGAUUCUUCUUAAAAGCUAGAUUCUUUUUAAAAAAAUAUAUAAUUAAAAAUAUGGUCGCGGUGCGGUCAGGCACCGACUCGUGUCGCACUGAAUGACGAACAAAAACGCAAAUCGUUUAAUUCCAUUUUUGUUUGAAAUAAUUAUUAAUAUUUUAAUUGCAAUGUCCGGUGUGCGUGAGCGCGUCAAUCCACCCGCAAUAUACUUUUCGCCAUUCAAACAACAAUAUUAUAUCACUCGGUUGUACGAUUCGUUUUUAAAAAUAAUAAUUACGUUGUGAUUGUAAAUAAAUAUAAUAUAAACUAAUUAUAUUAUAGAUUUUGUAAUCGAUAUACAUACGUGUUAGUGCCAGAUAGGAUUUUGUAUGAAUGUUUACAGUGAGACCGCGUUCGUUUUGAUCGACAAAUAUAAAUAUAUAUAUAUAUAUAUGAAUGUCAUCGAUGCCUUGUAAAUAAUAUUGAGUUAAGUAGUUUUCAUUCGAUUGUAAUUAUUAUAGUAUAUCGUCGUUGCAAAUUUGAAAUCUCCUAUGUGUAGUUUUUGAGAAAAAAUAAUAAAAAUACCUCCUAAAAAAAAAUAUGUAAAUUUUUUUUCAGCACAUACGAUAUCUACUUAGAUCUAUAAUAAAAUGCAAACCGAUACUUAAAUUUUUUGUAAGAUUGACGCGUAAUAAAUUUAAAUAUUGAGACAAUAUGCAAACAUGAGAAACAGAAACAUGGCCGCGAAAUGACACAUUGGAGAUUUUAAAUUUGCAACGACGAUAUAUUUAUUAUAUUUGUGUGUAAGGUUCGGCGAGCGAUGUACGGGGCCUGGCGUGUGUGAUUUAUACGUGAUUUAUAUUUUUUUAAAUGUAUCGUCGAGCUAGCAGCGUUCAUUUAGUGUAGUGUAGCCUAAUGUUAGUACCGUUACCGGCCGAGAGAUGGCGCUGUUUUAUUAUUAUAUUAUUUGUGUCCCAUUAAGUCUACUUAAACGAAUCGUAUGGAUUAAUUAUAACGUGUGAAUCCGGACGUCAGAGAACGUCGAACGAUAUAGCAAUAAAGAGAGCAAUGAAUAAUAAAUAGAAAUUAUAUUAUGUUGAAAUGUUUACGUGAAAACGUGUGGGGCGGGUGUAUGUUGUAUUUGUUGUUAAGAAUGUGGAUAAUAAUUGUUAAGAGUGUUUUUCACGAAGCUUCCAUAUAUGUAUUUUUUUUUAAGAUAUGGAUUUUUAAAACGAUGAUGAUUCCAAUGACGAUUGAAUUGUACUGAGCUUGUGAUUUGACGUAAUACCUUGAAUGAAUAUAUUAUUAUUAUUUUUUAGGUAAUUUUAGUUAAUUAUGAAAUUGUCGUGUUGAUUUUUGUUAUUUUUUUUUUUUUGUUUUCAUCAUCAUAAUAUUGUCAUGGCUUGUUUUUUUUUUUUUUUGUAAUAUCAGUACAAAAUGUUUACACGUUUUAAUUGAUCUAUUUUACGUGUCCUAUUCUUAAUUAACAUCGAAAUUUAAAAAAAUUAGUUUAAUUUAAAAUAAUAAUUAUUAUAUUAUUAUAUUGAAAUCGGUACUUACCCGCACAAAUAUUUAUUUCCUUUAUUUAUUGUUGUAUUUAUUUUCUCGAGCACCCGAUGCGAAGUUUACUUAAGUUUAUAAAAAAAAUACCUACAUCUUUUUUAAAGAUCUGUCGAUUAUCUGUACUAUACCGGAUUGAUCUAAUUAUAUGCACACGUUGGCUUUACGUUUUAUUGAAUAAAAAAAAAAGACAUUUUUUUUAGAUUAAAUUCAAAAUUUAUUUAAUUUGUUUUCGUUAAUUUUAAAACUUUUCGUUGUCAUAUUGUUUUGUUGCUUAUUUAACUCGACCUUUAGAAAUUUCCCGAUUAACGAUAGUUAGUUAUGUACUAAUACAUUUUCUCCUAAUUUUAAGGUGUAUGUUUGCACAAAAAACUCGGUAAUUAAGUUACCCAUCUUAUGUCCUCGCAAGAAUCCUUCGAGUCCUUAAAUCUCAAUUUUUAAAUUAUUAAGCCCCAAAAUUGAAACCAAAUUUUGACAUUAUAAGAAGCACUCCCGAACGCCGCGGAGGUGUUUUUGAUUUUAGAAAAAUUGUAAAAUAUUGUUUUAUUAUUUUUCUUUUUUUUUUUUUUGUAAUAGCAUCUUGUGUUGAUAGCGUGUAUAAUUUGUUUUAUACUCGAGUUAAGAUUAAGUAUAAAUUUGUUUUGCUCUUAUUUUAUUAUUUGUGUAGCUGUACCUUAUGUUAUCAAUGAUAGAAUACAUUAAUUUUAUGUAUCAA